This is a messenger RNA of Peromyscus leucopus (white-footed mouse), 5560 nucleotides long. RefSeq names its product CDK2 associated cullin domain 1 (gene Cacul1). Gene Ontology annotation, biological process: ubiquitin-dependent protein catabolic process. The coding region runs from base 440 to 1543 and encodes 367 amino acids. The transcript has 9 exons. Gene Ontology annotation, molecular function: ubiquitin protein ligase binding. The record is from RefSeq and is a predicted model, not a curated record. NCBI's taxonomy places the organism in Eukaryota, Metazoa, Chordata, Mammalia, Rodentia, Cricetidae.
AUGCUGGUCUAGACACCUGGCCUAAGCAGAGCCCGGGGGUGGGGAGUGGCAGCUGGAUCCUGUCGUGCGUGGAGGUGACUCAUAAUCCCGCCCCUUUUCGUCCAGCUCUUUCUGGGCCGGUCCUCGCACCACGUGCCUUCCUGGCCGCUCCCCCAGGGCCCUUUCCAGACGCCUGUUGAAGCUGCUGUAAAAUGUCGUGAGGACGUCGCCGCUUUGCGGCUGCUGUUCAGAACCAGAUCCCGGGAGUGCCCACCGCAGUCAGCGGUUCCUCCAGCGGAGUCCUCCCGAGGGAGGGCGAAAGCACUCGGGCGCGCCACUGGCCUCUCCGCCGCGCCCGCGAGGGCUCUGGGCGAUGUGAACUCGAGGCGACUGCUGUGCUCCUGGGCCCGGGGGCUGAGGUGGGCGGCAGGUGCCUGGGAGGCCGCCGGGGGCCGGCAGGAUGGAGGAGAGCAUGGAGGAAGAGGAGAUGCUCACCUACGAGGCAAUGAUGGACGACCAGAACCACAACAACUGGGAGGCCGCUGCAGACAACUUCCGGCAGCCUCCGCCGCCGCCCUCGUCGUCCAUCCCGGAUCCUGGCCGAGAACCCCCGGGGGGCCAGCUGCUGGCUGUGCCCUCGGGCUCCGUGGACAGGAAGGGCCCUAAGGAGGGGCUCCCGAUGGGGCCUCCGCCCUUGCCAGAGCCCAGCGGGGUGAUCAUGAUGUUGAAGAGCUGCGACGCGGCCGCCGCGGUGGCCAAAGCGGCCCCCGCCCCCACCCCGAGCUCCACCAUCAACAUCAACACCUCCACUUCCAAGUUCCUAAUGAAUGUUAUAACAAUUGAAGAUUAUAAGAGCACAUACUGGCCAAAAUUAGAUGGUGCCAUAGAUCAACUUUUAACCCAGAGUCCUGGUGAUUAUAUACCUAUAUCCUACGAACAGAUUUACAGUUGUGUAUAUAAGUGUGUAUGCCAGCAGCACUCGGAACAGAUGUACAGUGAUCUGAUUAAAAAGAUAACCAGUCACUUAGAGCGAGUCUCCAAGGAGCUGCAGGCCAGCCCUCCAGACCUCUAUAUUGAAAGAUUUAAUAUAGCUCUGGGACAGUAUAUGGGAGCAUUGCAGAGCAUCGUGCCUCUUUUCAUAUAUAUGAAUAAGUUUUACAUAGAAACUAAGCUUAACAGAGACUUAAAAGAUGAUCUUAUAAAGCUGUUUACGGAACACGUUGCAGAAAAGCACAUUUACAGCCUAAUGCCUUUACUUUUAGAAGCCCAGUCAACACCAUUUCAGGUCACACCUUCAACUAUGGCAAAUAUUGUGAAAGGCCUGUACACUCUCAGACCAGAAUGGGUUCAGAUGGCUCCAACUUUGUUUUCUAAGUUUAUUCCAAACAUUCUGCCUCCAGCUGUGGAAUCUGAACUUUCUGAAUACGCUGCUCAAGAUCAGAAGCUUCAAAGAGAACUUAUACAGAACGGUUUUACCAGAGGUGACCAGUCCCGGAAAAGAGCUGGGGAUGAGUUGGCUUAUAACAGUCCGUCUGCUUGUGCAAGUUCCCGGGGAUAUAGAUAGUGACUGCUGAAGUACUUUCUCUCGGAGAGAAGACACUGGAGCUGCAGAAACUGUCCAGGCACAGUGGGGCCUGCACCACUCAGGAGCUGUGUCAAAAGGCUGUUCUCAGAGAGGAUGCCACACUUCUUUCUUUGAUUUUCAGUUUUCAAAAACAAGAACUAACAAAAACAAUUGCUGCUAGACUUGGGGGUGAUUUUGAAAUGGGACAAUCUUUUAAUGAGUUUAUCUACAGAGCAAGUGUCUUGGAGAGCGGCCAUUGCUAAGUGAAGCCCAACAUGCAAAUCAGCUUCCUCCAAAAAACAAGAACGAUAGAAUCUUAUUAUUUUUUAAGCACUUGUCUUGUUCAUUUGUGGACUUGGCACAUGGUGUCUCAUGUCAAGAUAUCUUUGCUUUAAAACCAAGCAGAUGUUACGAUACAGUGUUCACCCAGGCCCCAAACAAUCUGUUUUAAGUUCAGAAUUGGUCUGUGUUUAGCAUUAGUCUUAUGGAGAAAAAUGUUAAUAAUUGCUUUCACUAUAACUUUCCCCAUCAGUUCACGUUUUUAACUCUGUGCCUUGAGCUUUGUGCACUUUGCAACUAUGUGACUAUGUCAUCAAACUCACAAUGCUUCCUGGAGAAGUUGAUAGCCCAAACUGGCCUACCAAGGCCUCUGGUGUGGCUUUGUAGCAGGACCUGAUUGAGAAAAUGGACAGAGGUCAGAAUUCACCCUUCUGUUCCAGUUCUCAUGGGGACCAACUCUUACUGAGUGGUUUCCUUUCUGCCGUCACCUCACCUGAUCUUACCAGCCUCUGGUGUGGGUGGAGUCCUGGUCUGUGAUACUGUAGAGAUUGCCCAGCUGUGGGAGCUGUUACCUGGAUCCCUCUAGGGAGCAAUAGUAGUUAAAGCCAAAAAUGGUAAAUAGUUCUUGGUCCAUCUCAUUUUGAUGGGUGCAUUUUAGUAUUUGUAAAAGGUCGACUCUGCCCUGCAUCUUGUCAACAUCAUGUUUGAUAUUUGAGGACAGCAGGGGAGAGUGUGCACUGGUGUUUGAAGGCUUCCUUCAGCUGUGACACAGCUGUGUUGUCUGUUUCACACACCAGCAGUGCUCUUUAGAUCUUCACAAACGUCUGAAGCUUUCUCUAGCUGUUUUUCAAUGGUAAACAAAAGCAGGCAUGGUGAAGGAAAAAUAUUUUUCUUCUCAGUUUUGCUUGACUGUGAAGUGGCUUCGUGCUACCAGGCUUUAGCCGACGGUGAUUCUGACCCUUCAGAGAAUGCCUCCCCAGGCUACUACUUCGAAACAGUGGGCAGAAGAGUUAGAAAUGGUGCACUGGGGGCAAGAAUGUUGCCCAGUAGCAGUCCUGGGUUUGUAAAUGAUGGUCUAGGGGAGGAAUAGUAAGAGCUGACAGCUUGGCUCCUUCGGGUACUUCUCUGCAGUCGGUAGUUUGUGGGGACUUUAAUUGGCUUCAUUUAUUUGGGUCACCCUGAGUAAAGACAGACAGGUAGGUGUACAGCAUUUUCUGCUCUAAUGUCAAGGGAAAUUUUCAUUUUAUCAAGAAGCCCAAAGUUUACUUUUCUGGGAAUGCUUGCCACAAGGUUGUAAAUAUAAUGUGGAACUCUAGCAGGACCUGAUUGAGAAAAUGGACAGAGGUCAGAAUUCACCUUCUACAUGGCUUUAAUAUUUUUGACAGUAAAGUUGGAACAUUUCUUGAGACAUAAGUAAGUAGCUCAGUGUCUUAAUUUCUAUCCUCCCACCUCCACUGGAAGAGAGUACUCUCUUUUUUUUCUCCAAUAGAACUUUCUCUAUAAAAAUAUCAUAUUACAUAAAUUGGCAUUAAAGUGUGUGCUUUUGUGUUAUUAAAUUAAUGGAGAUAUAAUCAUACACAUUCUGUGUUAGCACAAAGUAGAGGAAAGCCUGUAAAAUUGAGUCAGAGCUGGAUACAACUGUACUGAUACUGCAAGGCAUGGUUUGUAAAACAUACUCAAGGUGAAAUUGGCCUUGCUUAUUAAUUGAAAUCUUGACAGAAUUCGUAGUCCUCAACUAUGAGGAAGUAAAAUCUCUCUCCCACUUUAUAUUUCCAGAAAAUACUUUUCAUUUGUCUUGUGUUCUUGCCAGUGAGAUGUGCAGUUUUUCUACCCUUACUGAGGACUACUUUCUUAAUCAGAUCCUCAAUGGCCAAAUGAUGCAGAUUGGUUAGCCAGUCAGUGUAAUGCAGUUAAUGCUUUAAAAGAAAGCCACAAAGUGUGCGUUACUGAAACUUCUGGAAAAGUCUUUUUUUCUGGUUCACUUUCUCUCCCUUUUGCUAGGAUGAAGUUGUUUUGAGUGUCGGUGAGAGUGCAGAGGAAAGGUGCCCUUGGUCACGACACUGCAUAUAUGUCUCUAAUGCUCAGAUCUGCGUAGCCCCCCCCCCCCCCCCCGUUUGCUCUCUGUCAGGUUGCAAAUUUGCACACAUGAAUGAUUCCUCAGGAACAGUUUGCACACUCCUCACUUCAGUGUACUCUGUAUAGACCAAACAGCAUCAACGGUUAUCAGCACGAGAGGCUUCAUACACUUACUAGCAAAGACCAUGGUGAGCUUGCAAACAAAACUGGUUUUUGCAGGUAAUGGAAAGAGGAGCAUUUAAUGUUUAAACAACCUCCCUGUAAAUAGAGUAAAUAACCUUCCAGAUUUUGCUGUCUUAUUGAGGCUGUUUGUUUUGUUUUUUCUCCUGUUUCUUCUCUCUCACAGUGGUUAAUUAUUCCCACAGUUAGUAUGCAGAAGGAAUUUCCCUUGAGCUAAGAUUCAAUUGUUUAUUAAGCAGCCACAUUAAACUAAGCAUUAUUCUAUGAAUGUAUAUUCAUAGAGUAUACUAAGCUGAGAUAAUAAGAAACAACUAAAAAGCAAAACAAAAACCCUGCAUUAGCUAUCCAGCUGUUAGAGUGUUUAGAGUUUUUGUUUGUUUGUUUUUAUGGUGUAUCCCUUGAGCUUUUAGCUUGGAAUAUUAUAUUUGCUUUUAUCCAUGUGUAGGUCUUUUAAGGGGAUGUUAAAAUUCAAGGUUGGAAUGUGACACCAUUAACUGACACCUGAAGCAAAUAUAGAGAGCCUUUUCUGUUAUGAUGAGUGCUUUCAGUAAUAGUGUGCAAAAUGAGGUUCAUUUUGACCAGAGGUUGUAGCGGUCCAUAGAGAAAUGGCUCUUGUGCUUUAAUUACCACAUAGAAAUUUGCCUUGGUUUCUGACCCCCAGAACUUUGGGAAGGAGGUACUUGUUCUUUCCCAAAGGAAAUGCCUCCUCUCUGGUCCCCCUGCUGCUUAACUGCAGUCACUGUCUCCUCCUUCCUGCACUAGCUGAGACCUUAACUUGAACCUCUUUCCAGAGCCAGUGGCUUGGGUCUGCCACCUCACUCACUGCAGGACCUGUUAUUUUACAGAUCUGUGCUGUGCUGUGAAGAACUUGGUUUUAGGUUUGAUUCACUGUUAGAAGAGUGCUGAUGGAUUACACCUCUGGGAAAGUCAUCAGCAUGGCUCUGGGGUUAAAAGUUGAGUGGUUUGGAAAAUAGUUUGUAUUGGUUUUUAUGUGUCUUUUAAAUAUUGUGACUGUACUAAAUGCAGUAAGACUGAAUGUUCUCCUAGGGUGUGUUUGGUUGAAUGAUUGGCAGUGCCCCUGGCUCUUCUUAGUCUUAUUUGUCAAUGUUACAGCCGUGCAAUUGUAGAGAAAUUAUUUAAUGUCAAGUCCUGAGGAACUGUGGCUCAAACAAAUGCUUAUUCAAAAUUUGGAGAUCACAUGCAGGCUUUUGCCACCCACCAGCACAGCAGAGCGAAUGAAGCAUUGCUGUCCAGUCUCCCGACCACUUGUCAUAAGGCAUGGCAAAUCUGGUACUGUCCUUUGCCACUCACUCAUUCACAGAACAAGACUAAAGUGCUUACUGAGCUGGGGCACAAAGCUGCUGGCGUGGGCUCUCCUUAUACACAUUUGAUGGAUUUUGAAUCACUCUUCUGUAUUAGGUGUAUAUUCUUACUAAAACAUUGUGGUCAAUGGAAAAUAAAUCUUGUACAGAUGUCCUUAAA